This is a messenger RNA of Phialemonium atrogriseum, 2234 nucleotides long. RefSeq lists its product as uncharacterized. The record is from RefSeq and is a predicted model, not a curated record. NCBI's taxonomy places the organism in Eukaryota, Fungi, Ascomycota, Sordariomycetes, Cephalothecales, Cephalothecaceae. The coding region runs from base 156 to 2060 and encodes 634 amino acids. The transcript has 3 exons.
CCCACCCCCUCAUCUUCAAAUUUCACUCAGCUCGUCAGGUUCGUCAGGCUCUGGCACAAUAAUCCUCUUCUAUCUGCAACACUCACCUACUGAGGAGUAUCCAUGCCAGUCUACUACACGAUGAGCUAGGCUGCAAACCGCCAUAUUCGCCUGUGAUGGCCGAAAUCCUCGGCGUGGUGGCGUCAGGCAUUAGCGUCGCUCAACUCGCAGGCCAAAUCAUCGCCACCGGAAUCAAGGUAAAAGGCUUCCUGGACGAGAUUUCCGACGCCCCGGAAACCCUCAGUUUUCUCAUCGGCCAGAUACAGGUCCUCGCGCCAGUCCUUUGCGAGUUUGAUGACGUUCACCACUCUAUGGUGGCUUCAGAAUCCCUCAAAGGUUCCCUCCAAGCCGCCGUUCUGCAAUGCCAAAAGGCGCUGGACCACCUUGAGUCACUGUCUGCCGAGUUGCACACCCAGAUCCAGACUUCAACAGGCUUCAGACAGAAACUUCGCACAGCAAAGGUUUUGCUGAAGAAAGAACAGCUGUUGAAGCAUGAACGACGAUUAUCUAUGGCCGUGCAACUACUUGCACUGGCUCAACAGACUUACAUGCUCUCCCUGCAGCGUAUUCAGCCGGCACAAGUUGUAUCCGGUCUCAUGCAUGCCCUACAGAAUGCAAGUUCUGCGCAAACCACAACAUCUACAGCUCCAGCUCCAGCUCAUGCAGUUUCUUCUGCUGGGUCACUGAUAGGUCCAUUCAAGCCCAGAUCUGGAAGCUACAAGAUCGGUCUCGCGAGCCUGACUGGGAGUGUUGAGAUAUAUGUCCCGUCAGGCCCCAAAAAGCCGGAUGUUCAGUCGCCAUCGGAACGGGAGCAGCCAGUCUUUGCGGUUACCAUCCGGAUGCCGACAUGGCUCUGUUACCGGGCUUUUCAGUCGGUCGUCCAUCGAUGCCAAAUAGGUUGGAACCACUACUUUCGCACUCGCACCGUUUAUCCACGCAAGUCACCGCACUGGCGACGUCUGGUGGAUCUAGUUAUAGACGACGACGUGGUAUCUCUUCAACGGGAGUUGGCAUCCGCAGACUGGGCGCCUGACGACUGUGAUGAGUAUGGGCAGACUCUUUUGAUGACUGUAAAUACAUGGGGCAGUUGGAGAGUCGGCAAUUUCCUGGUCAGCCACCGGGCUAGGCUAGGUGUAAUCUUCCCCAACUUCAAACCUUUUUUCUGCUAUUUUCCAAAGUUUGACACCCAAGAGUUCCGCACUUAUAUUCAGCAAGAAUUCGACAACGAGCUGUUUGCUUUUAAUAUCCUCGCCAAUUAUGACUACUGUUCAUUGGUCGGAUUUCAACAGCUCAGACGCCUUGUCUGUCCAGAUACUCAAUUCUACUCCGAGGGGUUUGGAGAUGUCAGACGCUACUUUGCCAUUGAGUUGAUGACGUGGCCUGGAGUUAACCUCUUAUAUUCGACAAGCAUUAUCCGACACACACUCUCCAAAGACGGCCACCUACAGGAAGAAGACGUUGGCGACGGCACCGAAGUUGGAUCCUAUGGAUGCACUCUUUUACAAAGCCUCGCAGCUUGCCUUGGGUUAAGUCACUGGUUUCACUCUUCUAUUACCGCAGAUUGGCGAGGUUUAUUAAGCGAAUUCUUUGCCAUCACCGGUGUGAGAGAUUCACUUUGGGGGACAACGCUUUGCUGUUUACUGAAUGAGACAAUUUUCCUGAAAUUUAUAAGGGGAAAUCAUAUGCUAGAGUCGACGCCAAUGGCGAAGCGCAUCAGAGUCGCCGAGAAAGCACUAAAGACGUGGCUAGAAGUGUUACGGGAAUCUGGUGUUUCCCUUGACGAGUACGGAAAGGUAGAGGCCAGGUUCGCCGCAGAAUAUUUCAUAAGCGGCAUAAAGCGUGGAGUCUUUUGGCGCGGCCCAGAAUGGAUCUUGGAAGUUAUUAUGGUUGAUUAUGGACCAGAGGUGCAUGACUGGAAGAUCUGGUGGUCGGAGGCAUCGGACCAUUUCGCUGGGGAAUUCUGGGAGAUGGUGGAGCCAAAGCCUUCACUCAUGCCGGGCAGCUGGGUUGAAGACGAGUGACCAUUUACAUUGAAGCCGGAAACUUAGAACCCCCGGAGUGGCUCCGCUCAGUCUGCCGCGCCUAGAAAUCGCACAGAGAGUUCCUUGAUGCGCAUUGCAGAAUUUACGAAAUCUCGUAAUUAUUCGAAACUAGGUUAUCCUCUUUCCCCCCACGUACUAGCUUCCUCAAUCUCC